Cordyceps fumosorosea ARSEF 2679 is the source of this 462-nucleotide messenger RNA. RefSeq names its product NAD(P)-binding domain protein. Lineage: Eukaryota; Fungi; Ascomycota; Sordariomycetes; Hypocreales; Cordycipitaceae. The transcript is spliced from 2 exons. The record is from RefSeq and is a predicted model, not a curated record. Bases 1 to 462 code for a protein of 153 amino acids.
AUGGCAACCGAAGCUACUGCACGCAAGUUCUUCACUGCGCCGUCCUUCGCCGUGGUCGGCGCCAGCUCCAACCCGGCCAAAUUUGGCCACAAAGUGCACGCAUGGUACCUGGACCGCGACCUGCAGGUUACUCCCAUCAACCCUGCCUCGCCGACCGUGACCGUCAAUGGCAGCGAGCACGCCACCGUGCCCAAUGUUUCGGCCCUGGCCAACCCCAAGCAGACGGCCGUAUCCAUCAUCACACAUCCUGCCGUAACGAUCGGGGUUCUGAAGGAGGCCAAGACGGCGGGCGUUCCGUCCAUCUGGCUGCAGCCGGGCACAUGGGACGACGAAGUGCUCAAGUUCGCGUUGGCCGAGGGGUCGUUUGAGGCUGUCGUCUACGGAGAGGGUGGUCGCGGUCACGAUGGCUGGUGCGUCUUGGUCGAUGGCGACAAGGCGUUAAAGGCUGCCGGAAAGCUGUAA